Papilio polytes (common Mormon) is the source of this 1706-nucleotide messenger RNA. Its product is annotated as 4-coumarate--CoA ligase 1-like. The coding region runs from base 23 to 1609 and encodes 528 amino acids. Gene Ontology annotation, molecular function: long-chain fatty acid-CoA ligase activity. Gene Ontology annotation, biological process: fatty-acyl-CoA biosynthetic process; long-chain fatty acid metabolic process. NCBI's taxonomy places the organism in Eukaryota, Metazoa, Arthropoda, Insecta, Lepidoptera, Papilionidae. The record is from RefSeq and is a predicted model, not a curated record. The transcript is spliced from 10 exons.
UCGUCUUUGUAAUCGCACUAAAAUGAGCGGCAUUAUUUAUGGUGAUCAAAAUAUUUUCUUACCAUCUCAUGGUAACUAUGGCAGAUAUGUAUUGGAUAAUAUUCUAAAAUUUAAGGAUAAAGUUGCUUUGAUAAAUGGAGCUUCCGAUGAGAUUACUACAUUUGGUGAAUUGGCUCAGAAGGCAGUAAACUUAACAUCCUACUUAAAAGAACAAGGUGUGAAACAAAAUGAUGUUGUGGCUGUGUGCAGUGAAAAUAGAACAGAAUACAUGGUGACUGUGAUCGCUGUGUUUUCUUCAGGAGCUACUUUGGCUUGUAUCAAUAAUGCCUAUAGUGAUGAUGAAAUGGCACAUUCGCUUGAUAUAGCUAAACCUAAGUAUAUAAUUCUAUCACCCGAAGCGCAGGAAAAGUAUAGCAAGAUCGUAAAAAGUGUAAAAUCCAUUGAAAAAAUUAUCGUAUUUGAAAACAAAUCAAAGGAUGCAGAUACAAUUAAUUUUGAUGAUAUUAUAAAGAAAAACGUAGAUGUGAACACCUAUAAACAUGUAGAUUUAAAAGGUGGAACGGCUUUAAUAUUAUACUCAUCGGGAACUACAGGACUUGCUAAAGGUGCGAAAAUAACCCACACCAAUUUAAUCACAUCAGCUCAACAACCACUACCAUCAACUAGAGACCUCAUCACAAUAUUUGUGUCUCCAUGGUCUAGUACUAUGGGUCUCAUUUGUUCGUUACAUGAAAUCGUUGUGGGCAGAACCAUAGCAUAUCUUCCCAGAUUCAAUGAAAGACAAUAUUUAUAUGCUAUACAGAAAUAUAAGAUUGCAAUUUUAACAAUAGUCCCGCCUGUGGUCGUGAUACUUUGUAAAUCGACUAUCGCUAAAGAAUACGAUAUCAGUUCUGUGGAAAUAAUCUACUCUGGUGGUGCUCCUUUAAAUAUGUCAGUCAUUACGGAGCUUAAAUCUAAAUAUCCACAUAUUAAGCACGUAUUGCAAGGCUACGGUAUGACAGAGGCGACCGGUGCACUGACUGCGGAAUCAGAAGAUGAAUAUAAAGAAGGAAGCGUCGGUAAAAUUGUAACUGGGAAUAUAAUGAAGAUAGUUGAUGUCGAGACUCGUAAAAUAUUGGGUCCCGGUCAGACGGGGGAAGUUUGUGUGAAAGGCGCCGUACAGUUCGAUGGUUAUAUUGGAAAAGAUUCUAAAGACGAAUUUGAUGAGGACGGCUUCUAUAAAACUGGCGACAUCGCGUAUUACGACGAAGAUGGCUACUUCUACAUAGUCGAUAGAAUUAAAGAACUCAUUAAAUACAAGGCUUGGCAGGUGCCACCUUCAGAAUUAGAAGAUCUGUUACUACAACACGCCGCUGUAAAGGAUGCUGCAGUAUCGGCUCGCCCUGAUGUACUCGCUGGGGAACUGCCGACCGCUUUUAUUGUUAAACAACCAAACGCAAAUGUUACCGAAAGGGAUAUAGUAGAAUUUAUUGAUAAAAAGGUGUCGCCCUGGAAGAAGCUACGAGGCGGUGUGAUAUUCGUGAAAGAGAUACCGAAAACAUCGAGCGGUAAAAUAAUAAGGCGGAAACUACGUGAGAUGUUACCUAAGCUACCAGCCAGCAAACUUUAAACACUCGAAGAUAUUUUAUAUAUUAUUUUAAAAAGUGUUACAUUGUACUGUUUACAGAGUAAAUCGCUUAAUACCUAUGUUAAAACGAAAUAUUAUA